UACUCCCAGCCUUUUCUCGUUUACACAGAUGUGGAACCCGAAGCUAGCGCUGGUGCUGAUAGCAGCCUUAGUUUAUCAUUCAGACGUGUCUUAAUGGGAUGUGACGCGAGCUUUCCGUCAUCAAAGUGUUAGAGAACACGGUUAAUGAACGCUUUCUACUAGUCCGAGGUAAUGGUAGUGUUUUUACGGUCUCGAGACCGUCAGCUUCGCUUCACGGGGUAGAACUAGCUUAGCUAGCCGCUAGCCCCAUCUCAGCCGGUCAGCGACGAAACUAGAGAGUAUGUUUUUUCAAAUUGGAACAUUUUUAUCUUCGCAAAAUUACAGGCUUUUUUUUUAAAUUAGGAGUUUCCCAGUUAGCUAACUAGAUAGUAAAGCUAUUAUUUAAGUCUGUCUCCAGAGCAAGGGGUAUUGAAGUGGACCGUAGGGGUGUGGACUGGUAUGAGACAAAUAUUUAACCAGUUAACUAGCCAGUGGCUAGCUAAUUAUUUGGUGAGAAGCUAACUGGCGACUUGAACGAUGUUGUCCUCACUUGGAAUCUGUGAGCAGAAGUGCCUGGCUACAGUAAAGGGACAUGAGCUGAGGGCGGGGCAACGAGAACCCCGACUCUUGUCUCUGCUGGAGAGUUCAGGACAGUUCACGUUGAGUGUUUUGGCAAAUCCCGAUGCAGUCAUUUCCAGUCCGGUGCCCCAGUUGUCCAUACCAAUCAAUAGGCAUUUUCACGUAAUACGUGAAGCCGAGGAGGCUCUUCUCAUUGACCUCUCGAUAAGCACGACGCUUAGGAUCCGUAUUCGAGGCGAGCAAGCUCCAGAGAUCCUGUUGGAGUUACAGGAUGAUGAGCGCAGUCAGACAUUUUUCCAGCAAGUGAUGAAGGCUAAGCACCAAGUUGAAGGAAAAAGUUCACUGCCGAAGAAGAUGGAGCCUGCUGUUUCUGCCCCACCUAAAAGCUCUGUCCCAGUCCCCCCUCAGAGAAGCAUCUCUAAAGCAGGAAGCAGUUCAUCUAGGACCAUGCUACAAGGCAAUACCAACAGUAACACUCAAGGAAAGCCCUUAACAUCUGAUUCUGUAGACUCUUCCUGCCAACUGGUGACAGACUUUGGUUUUGAGGAUCAUUUUAACCAUGGCCUAAGAGUAGAGGAAAAGAAGAAUAGACAAAAUCGGAUAGUUGCCCCAAGAGAAGCCCCUCCUCCACCCACACCUCCUCUUCCUCCUCGGAAAGGCAGUUACACUCCCUCUGUUGCCCCUGCUGCAGGCCUACCUCCUAAAGAUAGACCUCCUCAGUUACAAAUGGCCACACCUGUCAGGCAAGAGCACAAUCACACUACAGAUCGAGCCACCUCUUGGUCUAACAGUCCAACUACACAAACCAUGAGGCAGGCUAUGUUAAGUAACCAGACAGGCCAGAGAGAGGGCCUUCUCAAAUACCGUUUGGGAAAGAAGGAGAAGGAGUAUGUGGACAUCCAGAACUUUAGGCUUUUUGCAGGCACUUGGAAUGUGAACGGUCAGUCUCCUGAUAGCCGGUUGGAACCCUGGUUGUUUUGUGAUCCUGAGCCUCCUGAUAUAUAUGCAGUGGGGUUUCAAGAAUUGGAUCUGAGUACAGAAGCAUUAUUGUACAUGGACUCAUCCAGACAGCAACUGUGGGUUGAUGCGGUGGAGCGGAGUCUUCAUCCCAAAGCCAAAUACAGGCAGGUACGCCUUAUUCGGUUAGUUGGUAUGAUGCUGGUGGUGUUUGUCAAAAAAGAGCACAAAAACCACAUAAGUGAAAUUGCUGCUGAGACUGUCGGAACUGGCCUAAUGAACAAAAUGGGAAAUAAAGGAGGUGUGGCAGUGCGGUUUGUGUUUUACAACACCAGCUUUUGCAUUGUGAACUCCCACCUGGCAGCUCAUGUCGAAGACUUUGAGCGACGCAACCAGGACUAUAAGGAGAUCUGUGCCCGCAUGAGCUUUCACCUCAUGGAGCAUCCACCCCUCAGUAUAGUCAAACAUGAUGUGGUAAUUUGGUUGGGAGAUCUGAACUACAGACUGUUUUUAAAUGAAGCAGCUCAGGUGAAGAGGCUCAUUGCGGAUAAUGAGUUGCAGAAGCUUCAGGAGUAUGAUCAGCUGAACAUCCAGAGGCAGACUAAACGUGCCUUCACUGACUUUAUGGAAGGAGAAAUCACUUUUAUCCCCACUUACAAAUAUGAUGCAAAAUCAGACCGAUGGGACUCGAGUGGCAAAUGUCGAAUUCCUGCCUGGUGCGAUCGUAUUUUAUGGAGAGGUAACAAUGUCAAGCAGUUGUGCUACCGCAGUCAUAUGGAGCUGCAGACUAGUGACCACAAACCUGUUAGCGCUGUUUUUAGCAUCGGGGUGAAGAUGGUAAAUGAACAGCGUUAUAAGAAGGUAUUUGAGGAAUUAGUUCGUGAUAUGGAUAGGAUGGAGAAUGACUUUUUGCCCUCUUUGUCACUGACUCAAAGAGAGUUCCACUUUGAGAAUGUGAAGUUUCGCCAGCUACAGAAGCAGAGUUUUCUUAUUACCAAUGACGGUCAAGUGCCCUGCUCAUUUGCCUUCAUCCCCAAACUCACAGACUCUCAGUAUUGCAAACCCUGGUUACGAGCGGAUCCCAACGAUGGAGUUCUUGAUCCUAAUGAGACCAUGGAGAUAUCCUUGGAGGUGUAUGUGAGUAAAGACUCAGUAACACUGCUCAACUCAGGAGAGGAUAAAAUUGAGGACAUCUUGGUGUUGCACUUGGACCGGGGGAAAGAUUAUUUCAUCACUGUGUCAGGGAAUUACCUGCCCAGCUGUUUUGGAACAUCUCUGGAGGCGCUGUGUCGUAUGAAGAAACCCAUCCGCGAAAUUCCUAUUACGAAGCUCAUCGACUUGGGAGAAGAUAGCUACAUGGAGAAGGAGAAAUCCAAGAUGAACUUCCUGUUGGACAGUGGCAACACAGAGGACAAACCAUUAAAGAUCCCCAAGGAGAUCUGGCUGCUUGUCAACCAUCUUUUCACCAAGGCCUGUCACCAGGAGGACCUUUUCCAGACCCCUGGCCUGCAGGAUGACUUGCAGAGUAUUAUUGACUGCUUGGACACCAGUAUUCCAGACUCUAUCCCUGGCAGUAACCAUUCAGUAGCUGAAGCACUGCUGAUUUUCUUGGAGGCUUUGCCUGAGCCGGUGGUGUGUUAUGAACUCUAUCAACGCUGUCUCGAAUGCUCACAUGACACUCGUCUCUGUAAACAGUUAAUAUCACAGCUUCCCAGAGCACACCGCAAUGUGUUCCGCUACCUAAUGGCUUUCCUGAGGGAGCUGCUGAAGCAUGCAAUCGACAACAACCUCACUGCCAACCUUAUAGCUACUCUCUUUGCAAGCCUUCUCAUCAGACCGCCACCAAACCUCACAAGCAGGCAGACCUCAAACGAUCGUCAGAGGGCCAAUGAUUUCAUCUUAGGCUUCCUAAUGGGCAGUGAUGAUGACUGAGGAGCUCCAGAGAGAUCAUGGGUCAUAACCUUUCAUCCAGUCGGUGCCCUGGUGAUAUGAGAGAGUGAGUGAGUGAGUGAGAGAGUGAGUGACUUAUUAGUCGUAGAGCCCUCCCUGCACUACCAUACCUGUUUGGAAAAAUGGCAGCACCUCAUUUGCACAAACGCUGCGAUUGGCUCUAAUAUUAUUUUGUUUUAUUAGAGCCUGUCCAUUGCUUACAUGAAGCAGUUUCAGGUCGAACUGGUGUCGCUCUGAGCUCCAUAUUAUUUGGCCUUAAGGCCUUUAUAUGAGGAUUUAUGUAUCAACUUUUUUUCUCUCUCUCUCUUUUCCUUUCCUUUUUAGACGUUUCACUUUUCAGAAAAUUUAAUGCCAAAACCAAAAACUGUUUUGUGUGUGUAUGUAUGUAUGUGUGUGUGUGUGUGUGUGUCACCUGUAUCUGAAGAACGUCAAUAUGAAUUGACCUGUACACUAAAUACAACCAAUAAGGACAAUUUUGACUGCUGCAUUCAUUUUGUCAGAUUUCAUGUCUGUUGAGGCACCUUUCACUUUUGCCCCAAUCCAGCUAGCAGUGGACUGUGUGAGUUUACCAUGUAACUACUGAGAGUCUAUUUCUCUCAGUUUGGUAUUAUUGGUUGGGGUUAUAUUAUUCUUGAACGGUGACUUUGACAAUCGUUUGCCUUUUGAAGGAAGGCUUUCUGUGGCAGUGAAUCACAGUGAGUCACAGUGGUGUUUAUCCGUUGUAGUGUAAACAUGUAUUUAUAUAUUAUAUGUUCUUUUACUCUAUUUCUCAUUUUGUCCUCCAGUUGACACUGGGGAUUUCUUAAAGCUCAGUAAGAUAUCCCUCCUCAAUCACAUUUAAUUGGAAUUUAUUUUUAGACCCAUCUGUCCUUGUUCAUCAUGUAUAACUGUCAGUGGCGCUUGAAUACUGUAGCUCCUCCAUAGUUGAACUCAGCAUUUUCUGGACAGUGCUGCUAAAGUGCUAUUAAACAUUGUGACCGUGAACCUGGAUCCUCACACUGUGGAUCAACCGGACACUUUACACUCCAGAGAGCUGUGGUGUAUGGCACUUUUGUUCAUUUUCAGCAUGUUUCUAAUGGUUUAAUCACAGUCCAGUUAUGAGCUUUCUGGUUGUCAUAGUCUUGAUGUCUUACCUGAUGUAAAUGUAUUCUUGUUACAUAAUGGGAGUUUUCUGUGUUGUCUUCACUUUUAACACUGGUGCAACUGGUCUCCUGUUUUCUAAAGUCUGAUACUAUCUGUGCAGUAACCUAAACCAUGCAAACUGUAUAAGAUAAUCAUUAGGGGGAUUUUCCUUUGUUCUUUGUUCCUUUAAUAGAAAGGUAUACACCCUAAUAGCUCCCUGGGGCGUUGCUUAAAAAAAAUUACAUAUACUGUAUAUAGUUCGCUAAUCCAUAUAUGCAAAUUCUGUCUCUAGUCAAGGUCUUUCUCUGUAUUCCAAACCAUACUAAAACCUGUGUUUGGGUUUGUCAUGAAAUAUUACGUAGAAUUAUAGAUCCUUAUCAUGCCUACUGUUAACGAGUUAACCCAAGGUUUACUGAAUCAAUUCCUAAUUAUAUUUUUUAAGCUAAAGAGGAAAUAAGGAGAUCCUUUUGACUUGACCUGAUGUAGUUUGGCCAGUCAUUGGAUUUGUCCUGCACUGUGACAUUUAUGGAUUAUAGAUCCGGGAUUAUGUAACAUAGUAAAGUCAGAGUAUACUGCCACGUCACGUAAGUAGAAACCAACUUGUUCAGUAAAACCUGUUGUCCCUGAAGUUAGCAAUGCAAGACACUUGUGGUAUGCCAGCUAUGUUAGAACAGGAAAUGAAAAAGACAGACUUUUGACUUUUCAACUUGUUUCCACAGCUCAAAUAAAAAACCUUUUUUAACUGAAUUUAAAAGAGUAGUAUCAGCUAUUUCUCUCUUCAAAUGCUUUCAUCCCGACAGUGUAAAAAUGAGCAUGAUCCAAUGCCACAAGACUCUCAGCUUUCACAUUCAGCUCCCUCAGAUUGCUUCAGACACAGACUUGCUGAUCUCUGCUGUCUGACCAAUUAUCAGUUUUUUCAAUUUCAACAAGCUUUAUUGGCAUGACCAUAUACAUGUACAGUUCUGCCAAAGCACUAUGGCAAAGAAAAGAACAACUCUUAUUAACAAACAUAUUACUUAUAACAUUGAGUUUCCAUAGGAACAUAGAAAUGUCUGGCAUUUUUUCUAAACCUGUGUCUGGGGAUAAAUUUAGUCACGCUCAACACUGGGCCUCUUAUUUUGUAACUUCCUCAAAAAUAGAGGUCAUGCAUAGAUUCCUGAAAAGGGCACAGCAGUCAGCUUCUGCUUUUCUCAAAGUGUGAAGCACUUGCUCAGCUUUGCCAGUGCAUGUCGACACUGGAUGGGAGACGCUCUAGUACUCAGUGAUCUGAGAUUUGCAAUGAAAUGUUCUUUAUCUGGAAGUCUGCUUGCUUGUGACUCCAUUCCUCCUCAUCAAGCUCCCUGGGAAAACAUAAUUGGAAGGUUACUAAAUUGUAUUGUCCCCUGUCUUGCAUUCUAUUUCUGUUUUCAUGUGUUGGGUUCUGCACUGAUUUGACUUCUAAUUAUGGUACAUAUGCAACUUGCACUUCUCUCAGUUUUUUUUUUUUUUUGGUACUUUUAACUUAUUUAAUGGAAAUAAAACUUUGAAACCUAA
Molecule: messenger RNA, 6120 nt
Organism: Hemibagrus wyckioides
Lineage: Eukaryota; Metazoa; Chordata; Actinopteri; Siluriformes; Bagridae
Gene: ocrl
Product: OCRL inositol polyphosphate-5-phosphatase
Exons: 24
Coding region: 517-3447 (976 amino acids)
Biological process (GO): phosphatidylinositol dephosphorylation; signal transduction
Cellular component (GO): membrane; cytoplasm
Molecular function (GO): inositol phosphate phosphatase activity; phosphatidylinositol-4,5-bisphosphate 5-phosphatase activity
Source: RefSeq, a predicted model, not a curated record